AUGGAACCAAUUUCCCUUAACUCUCACGGGUUCGUUAACCUCCUUGCCUCCGAAAGCAGUCAACCAAUAGAUAUUGGUUGUUCUGAGGUUCCAAAACCUGCGGAAAGGCGGAAGUGGACAACCAAAGAAGAUGUGGUGCUGAUCAGUGCUUGGUUGAACACCAGCAAGGAUCCAAUCGUGAGUAAUGAGCAGAAGGCUGGCUCAUUUUGGAAGCGCAUAGAGGAGUGUGUGAAUGCAAGCCCUCUGCUCGUUGGUUCCGUUCCUAGGGAGUGGAGUCAAUGUAAGCAGAGGUGUGGUAGGGUUAAUGAACAGGUUUGCAAGUUCGUGGGAUGUGAUGUGUCGAGUUUUAACCCGAUUAUCUAA
This is a messenger RNA of Brassica napus (rape), 363 nucleotides long. RefSeq names its product glutathione S-transferase T3-like. Bases 1 to 363 code for a protein of 120 amino acids. The record is from RefSeq and is a predicted model, not a curated record. The transcript has a single exon. NCBI's taxonomy places the organism in Eukaryota, Viridiplantae, Streptophyta, Magnoliopsida, Brassicales, Brassicaceae.